UGGGAACACGAUGCAUUUCUAGGAAGUGGUUCGGUAAGAAAAACAAGGUAAUGCGCAGCAGUAUAGCAAAAAAAUGGAAGGAUCUAAGUGGCCAAAAGAAUUGGGGAGAGCUUUUGGACCCUUUAGACAUUGAUCUCCGGCGUUACAUUAUUCACUAUGGAGAAAUGGCUCAAGCUGCCUAUGAUGCUUUCAACACCGAGAAGGCAUCGAAAUUUGCUGGGAGUAGCUUGUAUGGCAAGAAAGAUUUCUUUUCUAAUGUGAAUUUGGAGAAAGGCAAUCCUUAUAGGUACCAGGUGACGAAAUUCUUGUACGCGACAUCACAGAUUCAAGUCCCUGAAGCGUUUAUCGUGAAGCCGAUAUCGAGGGAAGCUUGGAAUAAAGAAUCAAAUUGGAUCGGGUACGUUGCGGUGGCUACGGAUGAAGGGAAAGCAAUGUUGGGAAGGAGGGACAUUGUGAUUGCUUGGAGAGGAACGGUGCAGACCUUGGAAUGGAUCGAUGAUUUUGAGUUUAACAUGGUUUCACCUGGGAAAAUAUUGGGUGAUCAACGAAGUGAUGUUAAGGUGCAUGAGGGUUGGUACUCGAUUUACACCUCGGAUGACCCACGUUCGCCCUAUAACAAAAGCAGUGCCCGGGACCAGGUUCUUAACGAGGUCAGGAGACUAAUAGACCAAUUCAAGAACGAGGAAAUAAGCAUCACAAUCACCGGCCACAGUUUAGGUGCAGCCCUUGCAACUUUGAAUGCCAUCGACAUAGUUGCCAAUGGAUAUAACAAGCACCAAAACCAGUCGAGCAAGGCCGCUCUUGUUACAGCCUUUUUAUUCGCUAGUCCCCGAGUUGGCGACUCAGACUUCAAAAAGGCAUUUACAGGUUUCAAAGACCUUCGAGCUUUACGCGUAAGAAACGCCUUAGAUGUCGUCCCAAACUAUCCUUUGAUAGGGUAUUCGGAUGUGGGAGAAGAAUUGGGUAUCGACACCCGUAAAUCAAAGUACGUGAAGAGUCCUGGGAACUUAUCAAGUUGGCAUAAUUUGGAAGGUUAUUUACAUGGGGUGGCUGGCACACAAGGUAGUGAAGGAGGGUUUAGUUUGGUUGUUAAUCGUGAUAUAGCCCUUGUGAACAAAUCACUCGAUGGGUUAAAAGAUGAAUACAUGGUGCCAGUGUCUUGGAGGGUUCGGAAAAACAAAGGUAUGGUCCAAAAAGAAGAUGGGUCUUGGAAAUUGAUGGAUCAUGAAGGUCAAGAUGAUGAUUAUUUUUAAAUGCUUUACCCUUGGUUAUGCUUGAUGACAUGGGGUUCAAUGGGGUUGAAAGAUGAAUUUUUCUCUGUAUGUUUUUUUUUUAUUGCACUAGGUGUCUAAUGUCGUGAGAGUCAAUACUGUGAACAAUACUAGUAAACAUAAAAUGUUGAAGUGGUCAAUUUUAGUCUCUACAAAUUUCUAAUUUUAAAAUUUUAGUAUUGAUCUAAACAAUAGUAGUAGUUAAAAUUUUCUAUUAA
Messenger RNA from Gossypium raimondii (Peruvian cotton), 1489 nucleotides. RefSeq names its product phospholipase A1-IIgamma. The record is from RefSeq and is a predicted model, not a curated record. Bases 51 to 1253 code for a protein of 400 amino acids. Gene Ontology annotation, biological process: lipid metabolic process. Gene Ontology annotation, molecular function: glycerophospholipid phospholipase A1 activity. The transcript has 2 exons. Lineage: Eukaryota; Viridiplantae; Streptophyta; Magnoliopsida; Malvales; Malvaceae.